Besnoitia besnoiti is the source of this 3231-nucleotide messenger RNA. Its product is annotated as Sodium:neurotransmitter symporter family protein. Gene Ontology annotation, biological process: sodium ion transmembrane transport. The coding region runs from base 1 to 3231 and encodes 1076 amino acids. The transcript is spliced from 16 exons. Lineage: Eukaryota; Apicomplexa; Conoidasida; Eucoccidiorida; Sarcocystidae. Gene Ontology annotation, cellular component: membrane. The record is from RefSeq and is a predicted model, not a curated record.
AUGAUGAGGCGACUCCGCACCGGCACCUUCAGGACGAAGAGCAAUCAGGGGAAUGCCGAGGGCGUCACCCAGUUGGAGCGCGUCGAGUCUCUCCUCGUGAAGCAUGAGCAGAGUCGCGCCGGCGCAGACGUCGAUGAUACGCUCCUCGGCGAGGCCUCGUCGCCCAUCUUCAACGUGGACUACUACCAGGAUGCGCGGCGGCAAGUCUACAAUGAGUCUCUUCUGUUCCGAAACACGCCCUUUUACGCCAGCAAAGUGCACCUGGAGCAGCGCUUCGAUGAGCAUCAUUUGCUGCGCAUGCAUUUGGCGGCGUUGGAGCGGUCGGAGCGCAACGGGCCUAUCCUGAUGCCUGACGAGUUCCUGUUCCUCGACGCGACAGACAUCCCGCCGGCGCUGCUGGCGACGACCUCUCUGGGUCCGCACGCCGGCGGCGCGCUGCAGCACCUGACGUCGGGCUUCGGUCCGGCGGCCUCGAUGGCAGCUGCGGGAGCCACUCCGCUCCAUCGAGCGUCUUCGGCUGAGCUUGCCAUGCCGCCCUUGCCAGGCGCUGCGCAAGCGGUCGCGGGCUCUGCGGCGAGCAGCGCGCCGUUCCACAGCUCCGCGGUGACCAGCAGCAUCGGGCAUCAGCUGGCCGCAGGGACUUCGAUGGGGCGGAUGGCUGGCGAGGGCCCAGGAGGCACGAGCGCGGUCGGAGGCGACUACUUCGUGUUCGACAGAGGGCAGUUUGGAGGGAGGGGCGACCGCCACAUGCUCGGCGCCGGCGGCGAGGUGUCGCAGGUCAGCAACGUCGGAGGAGAGAUGCACGUUCUGAACUGGAGAGCCUGGGUGCAGCGGCAGCGACAGCGAGGCUGGUUCAACAACGAAACGCUCUUCUACAUGACGAUUCUCGGCGGAAUCGUCGGCGCCGGAAACUUCACCACGUUCUGGAGUCAACUGCAAAUCUGGAAGAGCAGCAUGUUCUUCAUCCCGUUCGUCAUCUACCUCUUCCUGGUCGGCAUUCCUGCGAUUCAACUCGAGAUUCUGAUGGGCAAUCUGUUUCGAGGAGCGCCGCUGAAAGAGUUCACGCAGAUCAGCCACAAGCUCGUCGGUGCGGGCGUUUUGACGUUCGUGAGUUGCCUCGUGCGCAUCAUUCUCUUAGCAAAUCGCAGCGCGCAGCUUGUGGUGUACUUCAUUGCUAGCGUCAAUACACCGCAUCCGUGGGAGUUGACGACGCAGGACAUCCACAGCUGUCUGAUCCUCAGCGGGCACAAGUUUCAGUGCGAAGCAACGAUGCAUGGAACCUUAUGUCACUACAUUGACGAGGAAGGCGUCUGUAUGGCGUCCCCAACCGGAAAGGCGACGUACUACUAUCUGAAAGAGCUGCAGCCGUCAACCAUCGAUAAGGACGUGAAUCCGGAUCGCCUUCAAGGGAAAUUCAUCGGCGCUGUUGCCUUUGUCUGGCUCUACAUUCUUGCCUACAUUUGGCGCGGGCUCUUCAAGCUCGGAUUCUUGUCGGCGAUUUUAAUGUUCGUCGCAGGUAUCCUGUGCGUGACGCUGAUGCUUGUGUGCUUCUUCGGAGCCGCGGAUUCGGGCCGAGACAUUGGUGCCAUUAUUCGCGCGACCUUCAACUUUAGUCAGCUUCUCUCGUCAUUUCAGGUGUCGCGGCUGACUGCGGCAGUCCUCCAAUUCGUCUUCCAAGAUCUCUCUUUGGGCUGUGGCAUCUUCGGGACCGUCGGAAGCUUCACGAAGAUUGGCUACAAUGUCGUGCCAAGCGUCGCCUACGCAACGCUCCUAGACUUCAUUAUGUCGCUUCUCCCGUUCGCGGCCCUCCUCGCCGUCAUUGGCAGCAUCAAGGUCGAUACCGGCGUGUCGGUGAACCACCUGGUCUCGAAGACUCGCGGAGCGACGGCGUACUUUGUCAUUUUUCCGGCGGCGUUCACGCGCGUGUCUGUGCCGAACCUUUUCGCCAUGUUUUUCUUCGGAGGCAUUUUCGUCCUGAACACGCAAAUCGCGGCGAUUUCAUUUAGCACCAUGAUCAGCAUGAUUUCGGAAGCGCGCGUCUUCCCGAAGAAGUAUCGAAAGGCCCUUUCCGCCGUCGUUAUUCUCAUUUGCUUUCUCUUCUCCAUCCCGUUCUGCGGAUCGAACCAGCAAGUUCGCGUCGACUUUUUUAGUUACCUCCUCGCGACUUUCAUGAUCCCCAUCGUCAUUCUCAUGCAGGCCAUCGCCAUCGGCUGGGUCAACAACUACCGCCUACAGAUUCGCCUUGCCGGAGCAAAGGCCUAUUACUGCCACACCGCAUGCUGCUGGGUCGUCACUGUCGUCUACGUGACCGUGAUGGUUAUCAUGAGCGGAGGAGUCGCCGCGUCGGUGCUGUUCGUCCCGAUCAUCAACUCUGUCCUGGCCGCGAUCUUCGCCUUCUUCUUCAAAGAGCCCCCGGCGGCUCCAGAUUUCGCGACGCGGUUCUGGGCGCUGUGGCUGGGGAACAUCGAGGCGUUUCGGCGCGACGUGUGCCGCUUGACGCUCUUUCCUCCGCGUUCCAGCCGGCCUGCGCAAGUGUGUCUCAGCUUCCUCAAGCGCGUCUUCUGCGCCUGCUGCAGUCGAGGCCCCUUCUUUCUCUGCCGGCCCUCGAUGUACUGGUCUUUCUGCGUCAAAUACAUUAUUCCCGUGUCUACACUCCUACCCUUCGUCCAAGGCUUGACAGAUUUUGAGAGGCAGUGGGCCUUUAUGUCGCCUUCUCCCAACCUGCGCAACGCGGGACUCGCGCUCGUCAUAAUCACUUACGUUGUUGCUGCCGGGAUUCUCUUCAUUCCUAGAGUCCACUGGUGGGUUUGCCCACCUCCCGAGGACUACAUGCCCAUUAAGAUGUUUCCACAUCAUCCGUACCGGUCGCCGCCUCCAGUGCCGCUGAUGCGCUCGCUGUCGAGGCUGUUUCGGGAGUUCCUGAGCUCGUCCUACAAGACGUCGGCGUACCUCUCAGGCAUCGUCACAGACUACCGUCUGCACCAGCAGCGGCAGGGCGUGCCCCUACGCGAAACAGGGCUCAGCUUACAGGGGGCUGCUCAGGGCGCCGAGGUGUUUCGAACCGCGCCGACGAGCUCGCUCCCCGCAGACGUCCAGGGUCGCAUGCGCAGCCAAAUCAGCAACGACAGCAGCGAAGUUGUGCGCCGGCCUACGCCAACCAAAGGUGCGAGCCCCGCGAAAUCGUGCAAAGUGCCAGCGGCGCCCGCUGCAAGUCAAGCCGGGCACAUUUGA